This is a messenger RNA of Aspergillus nomiae NRRL 13137, 417 nucleotides long. RefSeq names its product F-actin-capping protein subunit beta. Gene Ontology annotation, biological process: cell morphogenesis; actin cytoskeleton organization; barbed-end actin filament capping. The transcript is spliced from 2 exons. The coding region runs from base 1 to 417 and encodes 138 amino acids. Lineage: Eukaryota; Fungi; Ascomycota; Eurotiomycetes; Eurotiales; Aspergillaceae. Gene Ontology annotation, cellular component: cytoplasm; actin cortical patch; F-actin capping protein complex. Gene Ontology annotation, molecular function: actin filament binding. The record is from RefSeq and is a predicted model, not a curated record.
AUGGCUGACGCUCAAUUUGACAGUGCGCUCGACCUCCUGCGGCGCUUGAACCCCCGGGAUACCAAGCAGAACCUUCAGGCGAUCACUUCUAUUGUCCCCGACCUCACCGAAGACCUCCUUUCCUCCGUUGACCAGCCCCUCGAGAUCCGCCGGUGCUCCAAGACCAACCGUGACUACUUGCUCUGCGACUACAACCGGGAUGGUGAUAGCUACCGUUCUCCUUGGAGCAACGAGUUCGAUCCUCCACUGGAUGAUGGAACCGUCCCUAGUGAGAGGGUGAGAAAGCUUGAAGUGGCGGCUAAUGAGGCUUUCGACGUCUACCGGGAACUGUACUAUGAGGGUGGUGUAGGCAGCGUCUACUUCUGGGAUUUGGACGAUGGUUUCGCCGGAGUCAUACUUUUGAAGAAGGGUUGGUGA